CUUUCCGCCAAGUCAUGCCCAGGUCCCCGGACUCAGUGCAGCUGGCUUGCAAACUCGCUGCCGCCCCGCCUCCCCCCGGAAACUCUCCCAUUGGCUCCCGCGGCGCGGAGGCUUUCGCUCAUUGGUCGGUGGGCCGCGAACGCGAACGCGCGGUGAUGCCGCACUUUCCGGGCUGGCCAGACGCCCCCUGCUAUGCGUGGGGAGAAUUACAUUGCUGGCGGAUCUGGGAUCACAUUUUGUGGUUACAUCUCACAUUCGGCCUCCCUCCGCGGGAGAAAGGGCCCCCGGAGCAGUGGGCCGAGAGGUUGGGGUGCAGGGAGGGCCUCGGGUGCUGGGCGGGGGUGCAGUGCAGGGGAGGAGGCAGGGGGCGAGGGGCGGCGCCCGCGAGCCCGUGGACAUGGCGCGGCCGGACGACGAGGAGCGGGUAGCGGCAGCGCCGGGACAGGCGCCUGCACAAGGGUACCUCCCGGUCCCGGGGGGCUCGCCAGCCGCGAAGAUGAGCGCGGGGUCGCAGAGCGAGCCCGAAGCCUGCUGCCUGGCCCUGAAUGGAGUUUCUCGGGACAGCCCCGCGGCUGCCUCGGGAGCCCUGGGCAUCCCGCAGAUUCAGCUGGCCCUAGAGGAGGAGACCCAGGUUCGGCUGCUGCCCACGGACCCCGGGAAGGAGACCCCAGGGGCGGAGGGCUCCCUGGUGCCCCGGACGGCGCUCUCUGCGCGGCGCUUUGUGGUGCUUCUGAUCUUCAGCCUGUACUCGCUGGUCAAUGCCUUCCAGUGGAUCCAGUACAGCAUCAUCAGCAACGUCUUUGAGGGCUUCUACGGUGUCUCCUCGCUGCAUAUCGACUGGCUGUCCAUGGUGUACAUGCUGGCCUACGUGCCCCUCAUCUUCCCGGCCACCUGGCUGCUGGACACCCGAGGCCUGCGGCUCACCGCCAUGCUGGGCUCCGGCCUCAACUGCCUGGGCGCCUGGAUCAAGUGCGGCAGUGUGCAGCAGCAUCUGUUCUGGGUCACCAUGCUGGGCCAGUCCCUCUGCUCCGUGGCCCAGGUGUUCAUCCUGGGCUUGCCCUCCCGCAUCGCCUCAGUGUGGUUUGGGCCCAAAGAGGUGUCCACAGCUUGUGCCACCGCCGUUCUGGGCAAUCAGCUCGGAACGGCCGUUGGUUUUUUGCUACCACCAGUUUUAGUGCCCAACACACAGAAUAACACAGAUCUUUUGGCUCAUAAUAUCAGUACCAUGUUUUAUGGAACAUCGGCUGUUGCCACACUAUUAUUUGCUUUAACAGUGAUAGCAUUCAAAGAAAAACCUGACUAUCCGCCAAGUCAGGCCCAAGCAGCCCUUCAAGAUACGCCCCCUGGCGAGUACUCCUAUAAGAAAUCAAUAAGGAACCUGUUCAAAAACAUUCCUUUCGUCCUUCUAUUGAUCACUUAUGGUAUCAUGACUGGAGCAUUUUAUUCAGUUUCAACAUUAUUAAAUCAGAUGAUACUGACAUACCAUGAGGGAGAAGAGGUGAAUGCUGGGAGGAUUGGGCUAACACUAGUGGUAGCCGGAAUGGUAGGCUCCAUUCUUUGUGGCUUAUGGCUGGAUUAUACCAAAACGUACAAACAGACUACUCUGCUGGUUUACAUUUUGUCUUUCUGUGGGAUGAUCACAUUUACCUUCACCCUGGACCUCGGACACAUUGUCCUCGUGUUUGUCACCGCGGGGGUGCUUGGUUUCUUCAUGACGGGUUACCUCCCCUUGGGCUUUGAAUUUGCUGUUGAAAUCACUUACCCUGAAUCUGAAGGCACUUCGUCAGGUCUUCUCAAUGCUGCUGCGCAGAUAUUUGGGAUUUUGUUCACACUGGCUCAAGGAAAGCUCACCUCAGAGUACAGCCCCAAGGCAGGAAACAUUUUCCUCUGUGUUUGGAUGUUUGUGGGCAUCGUUUUAACAGCACUAAUCAAGUCUGACCUGAGAAGACACAACAUAAAUAUAGGAAUUACAAAUGGCAAUAUUAAAGCUGUACCAGUUGAGAGUCCCACAGAUCAAGAGUCAAAAACUGUUACGCUGUUCGAGCAGGCAGAACCCGCAAUCUGAGGGGGAGGGGAAGUUGGUAUCAAGUGAUAACUCGCGGCACGGCUUGGUUUCUAGGUGAUGAGAGAUGGGCACACGCUGGCACUGUGGGACCCCGACAUGCAGUCCCCGUUUUUGCUUCAUCGUUAAUUUAAGCAAUAUUUUACUUAGGGUGCUUUUGUUUACAUCAUCUUAACACUACCAUGUGUCUAACAAGUGUCCCAUUUGGGGUCUCAGAGGGUCGAUCUGAAAGUAAGCUUCUUGACAUUUAUUUUUCAAAAGGACGUGGUUUUCUGUUUUGUAGAAAGUGGAAGCCUGGAUGGCUUCCUCUCACGAUCACGUGGACGUCUGAUCCUGUUCGGUCCCCUAGGAGCACAGUCAGUUUGUUUGUAAAGAUGUCCAGGAGGACCACGUGCGGGAUGUGUCCUGACAGGCUCCCUGUGUGCCGUGGGAGCCCCUCCGUGGGAGCCCCUUGGUGCGAGUGCGGUGUGGCGAUACGCCGCUUCCAUCCACCAGGGACGGCGCUGGCGCUGGGAUCGGACUUGCAGACAGGGCUGCGACUUUCCCGUCUGGUAUUCUCGUUACGCUGCGCUUUGUAACAGGUACUGUCAAUGACCAUAGGAACCAUUUGGUGCCGAUCGGCUUCGGUCUCAUGUUCUGAUGAAGCUGAGGAGCCAGACACGGGCCGUCAUCUUGAGUUCUCUGUGCCUUCUUUCAUGGCAGAUAUAGUAACACUGUAUUUUUUCACUCUGGUGUGAGAUAGAGAAGUUUUGUACUUAUUGGCUUUUUCACGUGUUCCUUUUUUUUUUUUUUUUUGGUGCAAUAUAUAAGUUCCUAGUGAGAAAAUGCCAUACUCUGUGUUACUGGCUUUUCCACGAUUUCUCGUGUCACAUCGUAUACUUUCGCCUCGAAGAUUCCAGAGAUAGGGAAAUCUCUGCUCAGCCCGGGUGUUCCAACUCCGUGGGGACCCCUGCAAAUGCUGUGCGUUCUAACUCUCUGGUGUCCUUUUUAUGUCAUUUUUAUGACCCUGCUCCUUUGAACACUGCGACACCUGAGCAUGUGCUCCCUCGGUGUGUCGGGAGAGGGGCUCCUUGUCUUCACCCCAGACCGCACAGUGUCCCCACCGCAGGGACAGUCUGCUCUGUCACGUGCUCAGGGUAAGCGGAACAGGACCAAAUGUGUUUCCACAGUGCCUACCUCUGCCUGUUGUUUACUGUGCGAAUUUCAAUGUUGUUGGCGUUCUGACUCUCUGAACUGAUGCGGGAAUAUCAUCUUCAGAGUAAUGACAUAUAAACAGCCAUACUGCUUACAUGAUGUCCACAUACACAACAAGAGCCAAUCAGGUAAACCCUGGGUACCCUGGGAGUGAGUAAACCCCUCUGAUCUGGGCGCAGUGCACCAUUGCUUCUCGCUGAAACGAUGACAGUGUCCUCUGUCCUCAACCCCACAGUCCCUCACGUGGAAUCUCCCCCUGGCGGCCGUGUCAUUAGAACAACUUAACGGGAACCGCGAGCUCCAGGUCUGUGUCUUGGAUCUGCUUCUAGCUGUCCCUUUCACUUUCUGGACAGCAUUUCCUUCAUCCGUAGAAGGAGGAAUGCGUUCGCUGUGACCUCAAAGGUCUUUUUAAAAUGUUAGAUGCCGUUCACCUGGGGUAAACCAAAUCACUGUACCAGAGAAACUCAAAGGUAGCGGAGACAGCUCCUGGGCAUUUGGGAUAAACAACUGCGGUCAUUCCUCUGGACGCAGCAAGUUUAAAAUCUGUUUUUAGCCUUUUUAUUCCGUUGCCAGUAGCUCAAGCAGAGUGUGCUGACUCGUUACCUUCCUUAAGCUAUUGAUGGCACAGGUUUUUCAGCCAAAAAUAUAUUUCAAGGUCCCUCCUGGAAAUGAUUGUUUUUAUUUUUAAACUGUCGAUGUUGUUUAAAAUAAUCAUGUACUUGUUGAGUUCCUGACGUUUGGAACAAACUACAGAUAAAAAUUGGAAUACUUUGUUUUUGAAAGCAUAUGUAUAUAUAUGUCAUGUGUAUUUUUCCUUGUUGAUUAAUAAAAGAAUGAAAUAUAAUAUGGUAAAAUGCAAAAUAAAUUGAUAAUUUUUCUGUAUUAGUUAAAGUUGUCUGUAAUAUGUCAGACAAGAAUGUCAUAUAGUUCUGUAUCGUAUCUUUGGGAAAUGGAGUCGAGUAACUGACUCUUGUAAAAAUUUUAACCAAAUGAUUCCAGAUAGAAACCGAUGCUUGCAAUAGCCAUUGUGUUGAUAAAUGUUGCAAAUACAGCUUUUGCUUUUUGGGAAUGUGGGGAAAUGUCUUUAAAACUCUGUUAUGUGUAAACUCAGAGUAUUGCUGGGAAAAUCUGGGUCUCCCUUAAGUCAUUUUUCAUGUUCUAAUUUUUUUAAAGAUUUUAUGUAUUUAUUUUUAGAGAGAAGGGAAGGGAGGGAGAAAGAGAGGGAAACAUCAAUGUGUGGUUGCCUCUCACACACCCCCUACUGGGGACCUGGCCCCGCAACCCAGGCCUGUGCCCUGACUGGGAAUCAAACCAGUGACCCUUCGCUUCCCAAUCUGGUACUCAGUCCACUGACCCACACCAGCCAGGGCUCAUGUUUUUAUUUUUUUUGCUCUUUGUAAAAUGUAUCUGUAUGCUUAUUCUUCAGUAUUUUGGACUCAAAAUAAAUUUAUUUUUUUAAUGUCA
Molecule: messenger RNA, 4720 nt
Organism: Artibeus jamaicensis (Jamaican fruit-eating bat)
Lineage: Eukaryota; Metazoa; Chordata; Mammalia; Chiroptera; Phyllostomidae
Gene: FLVCR1
Product: FLVCR heme transporter 1
Exons: 10
Coding region: 398-2065 (555 amino acids)
Biological process (GO): heme export; erythrocyte differentiation; transmembrane transport
Cellular component (GO): membrane; mitochondrion
Molecular function (GO): heme transmembrane transporter activity; heme binding
Source: RefSeq, a predicted model, not a curated record